CUCUAUCUAUAAGACAGACACCCUCACACGCCAUUUUCCAUUUUCUCUCUCUCUCUACACCCAAAUGACAGUCCUCUGUCCUGUCUGAACAUUGUAUUUCUAUAAACCAGAAACACACCACAGAGUGCAAAACCAAAUACAUGUACACCCCUCUCUCUCUCUCUAUAUAUAUAUCUAUAUACCUUCUUUCUCUCUCUUAAAAACAUGGGAUUCCCAGUUGCUUACACAGAUAUCCUCCUCCCAAAACUACUCCUCCACACACUUACGGUUCUGGGUUUCAUCAGAAAACUCAUUUCCACCCUCCUUCGAUCUCUGGGUCUCGGCGAUUUCCUCGAACCCGACAUUUCCUGGACGGACCGACCCGACUCCGUUUCCGAAUUCCACUCCGUCUCGGCCGUUCUGAUCCGGGAACUCCUGCCCGUCGUGAAAUUCUCCGACCUGGUGGACCCGCCCGAGAGUUGCGCGGUAUGCCUGUACGAGUUCGACGGUAGUGAUGAGAUCAGACGGCUGACCAAUUGCCGCCACAUAUUUCACCGGAGCUGUCUGGAUCGUUGGAUGGACCACGAUCAGAAGACGUGUCCGCUCUGUAGGACGCCAUUCAUCGCCGAGGAUUUGCAGGACGAGUUCAACGAGAGGCUUUGGGCGGCUUCUGGUAUUUCGGAUUACUACGGCGAGUACUCGCCGAUUAUUGGGUCCUAGUGGGUUUUGAUUUUGGGGUCUGUUUGGCUGGUUUGUUAGUUGGAAUUGGUUGAGGCCCUAGAAGAGGUUGAGAUGACAAUGUGAAAAUGUAUAGUACUAAAUUUAUCAAAAUAAGAAUUUUACCCAAAAAAAAAAAAACAAAGAUUGUAUAGUUUAUGGUGGUUUAAAUAAUUUUGAUAUUGGACCCUCCGUUAAAUUAUAUUUAUUUCUUUUAAAAUUCAUUACUUCUUUUUGGA
Molecule: messenger RNA, 935 nt
Organism: Cornus florida
Lineage: Eukaryota; Viridiplantae; Streptophyta; Magnoliopsida; Cornales; Cornaceae
Product: brassinosteroid-responsive RING protein 1-like
Exons: 1
Coding region: 205-699 (164 amino acids)
Biological process (GO): protein ubiquitination
Molecular function (GO): ubiquitin protein ligase activity; zinc ion binding
Source: RefSeq, a predicted model, not a curated record